Messenger RNA from Melopsittacus undulatus (budgerigar), 1103 nucleotides. RefSeq names its product RAD51 paralog D (gene RAD51D). Gene Ontology annotation, biological process: double-strand break repair via homologous recombination; reciprocal meiotic recombination; telomere maintenance. Gene Ontology annotation, cellular component: Rad51B-Rad51C-Rad51D-XRCC2 complex; replication fork; centrosome. Gene Ontology annotation, molecular function: ATP-dependent DNA damage sensor activity; ATP hydrolysis activity; four-way junction DNA binding. Bases 80 to 1051 code for a protein of 323 amino acids. The record is from RefSeq and is a predicted model, not a curated record. NCBI's taxonomy places the organism in Eukaryota, Metazoa, Chordata, Aves, Psittaciformes, Psittaculidae. The transcript has 11 exons.
AGGAAGGGGAACGGGCAGGGACCGGGAGCCCUGUUCGGGAGGUCUCUCCUUUCCUGGCCCCGCUGGGCUGACUGAGGACAUGGUGGUCCUGCGGGCCGGGCUCUGCCCUGGUCUCACCGAGGAGAUGAUCCAGCUUCUCAGGGCAAACAGCAUCCAAACGGUGGUGGACUUUGUGGCAUCAGACCUGGAGUACAUUGCCCAGAAGUGUUCCCUGUCUUACAAGGCGCUGGUUGCGGUGAGACGGGUGCUCCUGGCCCAGUUCUCUGCCUUCCCCACCAACGGAGCAGACCUCUAUGAGGAGCUCAAGAGCUCCACGGCCAUCCUGCCCACUGGGAGCCCGAGCCUGGACCAGCUGCUGGAUUCCGGGCUGUACACGGGGGAAGUGACGGAGCUCAUGGGGGCACCGGGCAGUGGGAAGACGCAGGUGUGCCUGGGCAUUGCAGCCAGUGUGUCUCUUGGCCUCAAGCAGCACGUCCUGUUUCUCGACUCCACGGGGGGGUUCACUGCCUCUCGACUCUACCAGAUGCUUCGAGCCCAGGCAGAGGAAGAGGAAGAGCAGCUGGAGGCUCUGCAGCGGAUCCAGGUGGUCCGUGUGUUUGACAUCUAUGAGAUGCUGAGCGCCUUGCAGGAGCUGCGGGAGCGCCUCUCCCAGCAGGUUGUGAGCUCCAUGGAUCCUCUCAAGAUCGUGGUGAUUGACUCUGUCUCGGCUGUGAUUUACCCACUGCUGGGUGGGAAGCAGUCAGAGGGUUUGGCCAUCAUGAUGCAGCUAGCCAGGGAGCUGAAGACACUGGCCAGGGAGUUCAGCCUUGCUGUUGUGGUGACCAACCAGGUGACAAGGGACAGCAGCAGCGCUCCACCAAAGCCAGCCCUUGGCCGCUCCUGGAGUUUCGUGCCCAGCACCCGGGUGUUGCUGGAGAGCAAAGAAGUCACCUUGCAGAAAGCCACCACUCAGCGCAUCGCUUCCUUGGCUAAGUCACCCCGGCAGCCAGUUGGGAUACAGGCAGAGCUGGAUAUUGGAAGCGCUGAUGUGACACCCACAGAGAGGCUCUAAUGUGGGUGGAAAACCAAAUGACAAGUUCCAGAAGAGCUGCAAAACUGGAGGC